UGUUAGAACACCCUAACUAUAGUGAAACAACAGGAACUUUCACUGUCAAUGCGCUACGCUGAAACAUGGCAGAGGUGUGUUGUGAAGUCUUUAAUAUGACAUUUCUAACACAGUACAAUAGUCCCGGUGUAAUAGCAUCUAUCUACGUCGUGUAUACCGCAUUUGGAAUCGUUGGAACCUUUCUGAAUUUCCUUAUCAUAUACACUAUAUGGAAGAUUCCUUCAUUACAUAAGCCUUCCUAUGUGUUACUGGCUAGUCUUGCUCUUAGUGAUUUGGUGGCUGGGCUUGUUGUGGACCCGUUAUACGCUGUAACCAAUGUGACUGCAUUGGAAAGGAGAUUUAGAGUSUUUUGCGAGACAUACAUUGCGGGUCGAUUGAUAGGUUAUUGUCUUGGAGCGGUAUCGCUUUUUAGUCUUACAGUUAUUAGCAUCGAUCGACUUCUUGCUAUCAAGUUGAAAAAGAAAUAUCGAACAGCGGUGACCUUAAAGARGGUUACAAUAAUUCUUAUUCUUGGAUGGGUUGCAUCAAGUMUYUCAUUYCUUGUGAUUGCUGUCAAACUUUCUUCUAUUUCUCUUCGGAUGCUAAUAAUAAUAGCACUAAUUGCCAUUUUCAUGAUGYUGGCACCUAUCACCGUGGCGUACACAAUGGCAUUUUAUUUCCUAAACCACCUCACUAAAGUAUCACCAAGCAAUGUACCAAAUAUUAGACAAGAACAGACUAGCACKUUCAAUGCAUCCAAAUAUCGAAGAUCACUGAAAACAAUGGUAAUUGUCUUCUUGACGAUAAUUGUAUGUUAUUCGAGUAUAUUCUGGUGCUCCUUGGCGGCCUUAUUACUACUGAGAAAAUACCCUAACAAUUCAAUAGUUUACAAAAAUAUUUAUAUUAUAUUGACAACUGGUGAAACUAUUGUACUCUUCAACUCGACAAUAAAUCCUUUAAUUUAUCUUUGGCGAAUGAAAGACCUUUAUGACGGAGUGAAGAAAGUUAUUAAGGGGUUAUAUAGAUGUACUGGGCCAGGACUUGUCAAAGAAAUUCAACUUGCCGAAACAAAAAGGCCAUCAGAAAAUACAUUUUCAAAUACUUGACUGAAUUAUUUGUUGAAGAAGCUGGGAAGAAUUCAGGAAAAUAAUGUCUUCCAUAAAAAAUUAAUAAAGAUAAACGAAUUUGAAAACCAAGAAGUUGCGAAAUAAGCAAUAACUUUAACAUAUUCAUGAAACUGUAAUCGCGAACUCAUUCAGCAGGCAAUGGUSGUUGUGUAGGCGAACAGUGGGGUACAUUCAUAUCAGUGAUGWCGAACUCCGGGAGAUUUGUAAUAACUACCUUAGUGUGAUCUGAAAAUAAUGGRAAAACGAUUCUCCAGGUAAUUUAAAAAUAUCAAACACUGCAGAUGUGAAUUCUUAAAAAAAUGAUGAGAGCUUAAUUUCCAUAUUAUGUAUUUUCACAAGAACAAGCGUGAAGUAAAGCAUGAAAUCACAAAUAGGUGUAGCUACGAUAUCAAAAAAAGAUAUUGGAGAGAACUUAUUUAGUCAAAAACGUGGACAAAUAAUGCUUACAUUAUCAUAUCUGAUCAAAGACCGCGGAUUUAACAUGUACAAAAUGGUCCAUAUACAGCAAU
Molecule: messenger RNA, 1615 nt
Organism: Exaiptasia diaphana
Lineage: Eukaryota; Metazoa; Cnidaria; Anthozoa; Actiniaria; Aiptasiidae
Product: melanocyte-stimulating hormone receptor
Exons: 1
Coding region: 66-1085 (339 amino acids)
Biological process (GO): G protein-coupled receptor signaling pathway
Cellular component (GO): membrane
Molecular function (GO): G protein-coupled receptor activity
Source: RefSeq, a predicted model, not a curated record